This is a messenger RNA of Rattus rattus (black rat), 1242 nucleotides long. Its product is annotated as signal recognition particle receptor FtsY-like. Bases 1 to 1242 code for a protein of 413 amino acids. Gene Ontology annotation, molecular function: signal recognition particle binding; ATP binding; GTP binding. The record is from RefSeq and is a predicted model, not a curated record. Gene Ontology annotation, biological process: tRNA aminoacylation for protein translation; SRP-dependent cotranslational protein targeting to membrane. The transcript has 2 exons. Gene Ontology annotation, cellular component: plasma membrane. Lineage: Eukaryota; Metazoa; Chordata; Mammalia; Rodentia; Muridae.
AUGUCUAAGUCUAAGAAGAAUGUAAUAGAUCCUAUUGAGCUUCUGGAUAUUUUCCCUAGGGAUGCAAUUCGUUUCUAUCUUAUGAAAUUCAAUUGUUUUAGAGAUAAUCAGGUGGGAGUCAUGGACAUAUAUGAGGUCUACAAUGGGUAUUUAGCCAAUACUUAUGGGAACCUAAUUUCUCGAUUCUAUGGAAUAGUGGGGAGGAAGUUUAAUUUGGUUAUUCCUAACGAUUAUCAGGUUGAGAAUUUCAUUGAGCUGGAUCAGUUGAAUAUGCAGUUCAAAUCUUUUUUGGACACUGACUAUGAGAAUCUCGUUCUGCAAAACAGUCCAUUUUUGGUGAUAGAGAAGAUAUUUGACAUGUUCAGGUCCGCCGGUAAAAAACUCUUCGCCCGGAAUAUUGCCUUCUUUAAGAACAUCUUUCAGAAGAUACGAAUAGAUCAUGAUGUGCAGGAACAGAUAGAGGAGGCGCUUCUUGGUCUUGAUUUCGGUCCUGCUUUAUCGGAAAAGCUAUCCAAAGAUAUUUCCUUUGGAUUCUCCAAGACCGACAAGACUAUGGAUUCUUUGAAGAAGUCGUUUUCCGAAAGUCUCCUUAAGUUUUAUGGAGAUAACAAUACUGAAUUGAACAUUCAGAAAGGCAGAACCAAUGUUCUUCUUAUGGUUGGAGCUAACGGUUCGGGAAAAACCACUAGUAUCGCCAAAUUGGCAUCCCACUUUAAGGAUGGGGGCUACAGGACAAUGAUAGUGGCUGGAGAUACCUUUAGAGCGGGUGCGGUUGAACAGUUGGACAUUUGGGCUAAAAGACUAGGAAUAGAUAUUUUUCUCCCUCUAAAACACAAGGAGGAUCCUUCGGCUUUAAUCUAUAGAGCUUUCCAGAGUAACCAAAAGAAUCCUUAUGAUCUGAUAAUAAUCGACACGUCCGGAAAACAACAUAACAAUCAGAAUCUAUUGAAUGAGUUGAAUAAAGUUCAUAAGACCAUUGGUAAAUUCGGGGAGGAUUAUCCCCAUGAGGUGCUUUUGGUCAUGGAUUCUACUAUUGGACAAACCAGCAUAUUCCAUGCUGAGCAGUUCUUAAAUUAUGCCCACAUCACCGGAAUCAUUCUAAGUAAGAUGGACCAGAUGUCUAGAGGUGGAAUGAUUUUUGCCAUAAAGCACAGAUUUAACGUUCCCGUAAAGCUUAUGGGAACUGGGGAAACAUUGAAUGACUUGGAGGAGUUUGAUCUUAAACAGAUUGUGUCUGCCUGA